Molecule: messenger RNA, 2195 nt
Organism: Paramecium pentaurelia
Lineage: Eukaryota; Ciliophora; Oligohymenophorea; Peniculida; Parameciidae
Source: the annotation of a GenBank genome assembly
AUGUAUAUCUACAUAAUAUUUAUUGAGAUUGUAUGUGGUUCUCAUCUAUAUUCAAGAUCAAACGGUAGUGUAGAGAAUCAAAUUUUUAGAGAAUGCUCUUACUCUGGUUUGAAUUCUGAUUACUACCUAUUUCAAUGUAUUUAGAAUUACAUAUUUGUUCCAAAAUUAGAACUCACAUAAAAAUAAGUAGAAAUAAAUAGUAUACAUAAUAGAUUGGCAUUCAUUCCUUCGAAAGAAAUGGGGAAAUUAAGUUAAGUAACUUCUUAAUCUGUGAUCUAAUCACCAAUGAAGGAUAGAAAACCUUAGAAGUUCGAAGGAUUCUAUUUCCUUAACAUUCAAAUUUGAUUAAGAAGGAAAAUAAUCUAAUGUUUUAUGAUCUUACUUAAAUAGAUUCAAUCUGUGUGAUUGUAUCGCUAUUAAAAAGAUUAGACAAUUAAGAUUAUUUGAUUGAAAUAUAUCCAAUGUUUCCUGGAGAUGUGAAUUAGUUUGUUAGUAUUUCAUACAAAUUCAAUUCUGAUAGUAAUAGAAGCAUUUUUGGAUUUUCAUAAUUUUAUAACAAAAUAAGAAAUGCUUUAUUGCUAAUCAUAUUGAAGUAGAAUCAAAUCUAAUUAAUUGAAUACUCUCUAUUUGAUGAGAAAUUCAGAGAGGUUUCUACAUACUCUUUAUCUGAAAAUAAUGUUCCAUUAAAUUGGAAAGUAUGGUAAUCAGGCUAUAUAAUCAUCACAUAUGAGCAAUUCUAAGUAUUAUAUAGCAUAGGAGAGAUUUUAUAUGAAAUUUAAGAAAUUUAUAGAUUUGAUUCAUAACCUUUAUAAAUGUUAACAAAUUUUAAUGGAACAAAUUCAAAUUAUAUAUUGUAACAAAAUAUGAAAAGAACAAAAUUAUUUAUUAUUGAAGAAAUUGAAUAAUAAUAUUAAUCUAAAAAUGUUAGAUUUAUUCAAUAAUUCGAUCUGCAAUAUUCUAAUAUAGCAUUUCUAAUUGAUGAAACUUAAUUAUUAUUAAUUUAUGAUGAUUUUGAAACAGUACAAACUAAUAUUAUGAAUUUAAGAUUGGAUCAAAUUUAAUUUUGUUAAUAUGAUAUCGAAGAAUUACCUGAAAUGAAUUAAUAAUCUAUUAAUUAUUAAUAAUAAUUUGAUCCAGAUAUAUAUUCAUAAUCAAAAAUAAUUAAAUUACAAUAAGAUUGUUAAAUGCCUUGUGAUCUAAUAUAUGAAUCUUUGAAUAUUUCAUUAGUACCUUAUAAAUCUGAAUGUAUUUUUGAAUCUUUGUACAAUCAAUUUUUACAUGGUUGCAAUAGAUUUAAUAAUUGUUAUACUUGUAUGUAAUAAAUGGGAUGUGAAUGGAUUGAGGAUAAAUGCUAAACUGAAUAGAAUUAUGAGAGAUUGAGCUUUAAUUAAGUAAAGGAAAGUUCAAAAUGGUUUGUUAAUAAAAUAUUAAAGUGUGGUUAAGAAAUCGAGUUUAAUUAAACGUACUAUGGUAGUGUUUCAAAAGGUACAGUAUUUACCUUAUUUCAUGAUGCUACUAUAUAUUAAGAAUUUAAUUUAGUUUUUAACUUAUAAGUAGAAUAAUCAUAAAAUAUGAAUUUUAUUGAAUAGAGUUUUUGUUUAGGAAAUGAUUAAUUAUAAUUGUGCAAUUAAAUAAUACUCAAUCAUUUUAACUCUGAUUUUAGAUUCAAUGGCUAUUAUUUUAGAAUCAUUUUCGUAAUUUUGGAUGAUAUCAAAAUAAAUGAGCUUACAAUCACAAUCAUAAUAGAUACAGAAUAUUAUAGAAUUGUAAAACUAACUAGUUGGUUAGUUUUAGCAGUAAUUCUUUUUGGAACUAUCAUCUAUAUAGCUAAUAAAAGAAUGAAUUAUUUAAUUUCGUUAUCUCUUUAAAAUCAGCAAUAGAAAUUAGAUACAGAAAGUCUAUAAAAUGUGAUGGAAUAUAUGAUUAAAGAGAAGGUAAUAGUAAAGGAACAUUUUUCAUAACAGAUUCUACAAUAUGAUUAAGAAAAAUGUCCUUUUUGUAUUGAGUAAUAUGAAAUACAAUAGGAAAUAAUUUAGAUAUUUUGUGGACAUAUAUUUCAUUUAGAAUGUUUUGAAGAUUGGGUAAGAAUUAAUACAAAAUUAGUGAGAUGCCCUAUUUGUAAUCAAACGUAAUAUAAUAAUAUAAAUUUUAGGAUUGAAUAUUUUUUAAAGCAUAAAGAGUAAUUUAAAAAAUGA